Molecule: messenger RNA, 1974 nt
Organism: Pedinophyceae sp. YPF-701
Lineage: Eukaryota; Viridiplantae; Chlorophyta; Pedinophyceae
Source: the annotation of a GenBank genome assembly
AUGGCUCUCAGGCUCGCCGUGGCGCUCGCGCUCCUGCUCGGAGCGGGGUGCCACGCGGCGCGGCUGCCGCUCGAGCCCUUCCGCCUGCACCCGCAGCGGCCACCGCUGCGCUCGUGGAGGCAGUGGGCGCAGGACCUGGUGUUCGGGCGGGAGGAGGUCGAGUUCCACAACGACCUGCAGCGCGUCCGCGUGGACCGCGUCGUUGACGUCAUUGGCAAGCACCACAAGCACAAGGACAUCAGCGUCAAGGUCGACAGCCAGCGCCUCAGGGGGUCCGGCUCGUGGGUCACGGUGUCGUGGGAGAACUUCCCGGACCCCUCCCCGGAGGACUGGAUUGGCGCCUACUCCACCGACAGCACCGUGCUCGAGGCGGCGCCGCUCAAGUUCAAGUACCUCGCGGCGUCCGGGACGCACCUCGCGGCCGGCGCCGGCGCGCUCCGGUUCCGCCUCAUCAACCACCGCGCGCCGAUAAAGUUCUACUUGUUCCAGGGGGGUCUCGACAGCCCUGACGCAGUGGCCGAGUCGACGACGCUCGAGUUCGACAGCUACGCCGAACCCACGGGCCUGAGGCUCGCGCUCACCGGGAAGGAGGGGGAGGUGGUCGUGCAGUGGACGAGCACGCUGCCGCCCGCGGACGCGCUCGCGCUCGGGCGCCACCACCACCGCCGCAGCGACGACAGCGACAGCGACAGCGACAGCGACAGCGACAGCGACGACGGCGCGGACUCCGACAGCGACGACGACGUGGACGACAAGCAGAGCGUGUUCUGGUCGAAGCACGCCGAGGACCUCCAGGGCGACACCCCCGGGGGGCGCCGCGAGGAGGCCGCCUACGACACGUACAGCAAGGCGGACCUGUGCGGCGCCGAGUCGACCGGCUUCGGCUGGAUCGACCCCGGCGCGUUCUUCUCCGUCACGCUCACGGGCAUGAAGCACGGCGAGACGUACUUCUACCGCGUGGGCAGCCCCGCGACGGGCCUGAGCCCCGUCACCAAGAUGGUGGUGCCGCCCGCGCCUGGGGACGACUACAUGCGCGCGCUGGUGCUCGCGGACAUGGGGCAGGACGAGGUCGACUCCGGCAACCAGCAGCAGAGCUGGGACCACUACUUCAUCGGCUCCCUCGGCGUGAUGAAGGCGAUGGUGGAGGAGGAGAUGCAGGAGGGGCGGGAGCCGCAGAUGGUGCUGCACCAGGGCGACAUCGCGUACGCCAUGGGGUACGUGGCGUCGUGGGACACGUGGCACGACCUGGUGCAGCCGAUCGCGCAGCAGAUGCCGUGGAUGGUCGCCAUCGGCAACCACGAGCGCGACUGGCCUGACUCCGGGGACCUCUUUGGCAACAAGGACUCCGGGGGGGAGUGCGGGGUGGCGUACGAGACGCGCCUGAAGAUGCCGACGCCGGCGCUGGACCAGCCGUGGUACUCGUUCGAGGUCGGGCCCGUGCACUUCACGCAGAUCUCCUCGGAGCACGACUUCACGCGCGGCACCGUCCAGCACAACUGGGUCGUCCAGGACCUCGCCGCCGUCGACCGCGCGAAGACGCCGUGGCUCAUCGUCGGCGGGCACCGGCCGUUCCACGUGUCGAGCAAGGACAAGGCGCACAAGUUCGGCGACCAGGCCGUGUCGGAGCUGCUCCAGCAGGCCUUCGAGGGGGUGUUUUCCGAGUACGACGUGGACCUGACGCUGGUCGGGCACCACCACUCGUACCAGCGCACGUGCGCGCUCGUGGACGGCACGCACUGCGCGCGCGAGGGCGAGCGCGGCACCGUGCACGUCGUUCUCGGCAACGCCGGCGCGGGCCUGAAUUACAACAUCCUGGACCCGCAGCCAGACAUGUUCCAGCGAGUGUUCUUGGAACACGGGUACGCGCGGAUGGAGGCCAACCGGACGCACCUCACGCUCGAGGCCAUCUCGUCGUCGUCGCGCGAGGUGAUGGACACGCUUGUCCUCGAGAAGGGCGGCGCGGCGCGCGAGUGA